AUGUGGAAGGACACUUCGUUGGAGGUCGCCGGAGGUUGCCGAAGGUUGUCGAAGGAGAAGGAGAAGCCGCCGGAGAAGAAUCGAAGGAGGAGGCUGCCGCGGCUCACUAUUACGAGGAUCAAACUUCCCGUGAGUGUGAUGAUUUUGAGCAUAGCGGAGACUGUCGUGUACCUUGGGAGGAAAAGGAAAAGCAACAGAGCCCUGGAGAAGAUCCAGAAGGGAGCGGAAGGUGAGAACUCCAGAAGGCAUCCGGUUGAUUUGAAAGGCUGCUGUGAGAAUCGUCACUCCAGUACUGGGGAGAACAUGCAUCUCAGACAUAAGAGAACGGGCUACCUCUCAAAGGUGACGAUUUUUCCUCUCAGCAGUGCCAUUCUGAGCCGGAGUGAUGACACAACUAGUCUGAUGGAUCAUCCCAUUAGCGGAAAGUAUGUGCUUGAAGAGCUCAAUAUUAGGUUACUUGUUCCAUGCAAUGAUCCUCUGAAAUAUGCUUCUUUACGUGCGGAGCCUGAUUUCAGUGUAUUGGGUAAACGGCUAGGAAAAGCUAUGGGAACUGUUGCUAAGGAAAUCAAGGCAAUGUCUCAGGCAGAUGUCUUAACAUUUGAGCAACAUGGAGAAGUUACAUUUGCUGGACACUGUUUGAAGAGUACUGAUAUCAAGGUUAUUCGGGAAUUCAAGCGUCCAGAUAAUGAGGAAAAGGAGCUUGAUGCAGCUGGAGAUGGUGAUGUUUUGGUGAUUUUGGACCUGCAUUCUGAUGAGGCAUUGUCUGAUGCAGGAGUUGCUCGAGAGGUUGUUAAUAGAGUCCAAAAAUUACGUAAGAAAGCUGGGCUUGAACUGACAGACAUUGUAGAGAUGUACUUCGAAUCCCUUGAUGACAAUAAAACCAAGCUGCAUCAUGUCUUGAAUUCACAAGAGCCUUAUAUCAGAGACACACUUGGUUCUCCACUUCUUCCUUCUUUCAAGACUCAAUCCACUGCCGUUUUGCUUUGCGAGGAGGCUUUCCAUGGUGUGUGUGGAUUAUCAUUUAUUAUCAGAUUAGCGAGGCCCACGCUAAAUUUCAAUUCUGAUGCUGUUCUUGCAUUGUAUUCAGGCAAUGCGAAAUUUUCAGAAGGUUUACAGAUCUAUUUGUUGUCAAGGGAUUACCAUAACCUGAAGUCAGAGUUCCAAAAUGGCAAUGAUAAGAUCUCGGUAGACUGUAUAGACGGUCAGCCAGCAGUGGAUGUGCAGUUGAGGAAACACGUAUUCUUAACCACUGGAGAUUUCUAUUUGAGUACCAGAACAGAUUGAUUUUCCUUGAGAUGGUUUAUUUCUUUCAAUUCUUAUUAUUAGCUGUGGAAGCUAGCCGUUACAACCCAUAUUUUCCUAUACACUACAAUUUACAAAUUCAGAAUUUUUAUUAAUGAAAGAAAGUUGUGUUAAUGUACA
Messenger RNA from Macadamia integrifolia, 1422 nucleotides. RefSeq names its product isoleucine--tRNA ligase, cytoplasmic-like. The record is from RefSeq and is a predicted model, not a curated record. Gene Ontology annotation, biological process: isoleucyl-tRNA aminoacylation. Gene Ontology annotation, molecular function: isoleucine-tRNA ligase activity. NCBI's taxonomy places the organism in Eukaryota, Viridiplantae, Streptophyta, Magnoliopsida, Proteales, Proteaceae. The transcript has 11 exons. The coding region runs from base 1 to 1284 and encodes 427 amino acids.